Messenger RNA from Debaryomyces fabryi, 5829 nucleotides. It is a transcript of the gene MLP1, whose product is annotated as Mlp1p. Gene Ontology annotation, cellular component: nuclear pore. Gene Ontology annotation, molecular function: structural constituent of nuclear pore. The coding region runs from base 1 to 5829 and encodes 1942 amino acids. Lineage: Eukaryota; Fungi; Ascomycota; Pichiomycetes; Serinales; Debaryomycetaceae. The record is from RefSeq and is a predicted model, not a curated record. The transcript has a single exon. Gene Ontology annotation, biological process: protein import into nucleus; mRNA export from nucleus.
AUGAGUGACAAUCAUAAGGAAGUGCAAGAGCUGGUGGCUGGAGACGACGUCCAAAAUAAUCCAGAGCAGCAGCCAGUGGAAACAAACGAAACAGGAGAAAUUGUUCAUAGAGACGUAAAUGAUUUAAAUCUGGAGGAGACGAAUGAGGAGUCUGGGGAAAUGAAUGAACAAACCAAUGUUGGCGAUUUGGGAGCCGACGAGUCCCCAGAAUUUGGUACAGGGCCCAUGGACUGGGAGCCACUUGACCAGGAAAACAGUAAUAUUCCACAGGUCAACUUAACCACUGAAAACCAAGAAAAUGAGGUGCCUUUGGUUCCUGGAUUCGGGCUGGAUCACCAGGACCACUAUCUGGAAAGCCAGGGUCAACAAAAUCAAGACCAACAGACACAAGAACAGCAAAAAGAAAACCAAGAGACAGUAGAUCACAUCAAUCAAGAACCAGUUCAGCAACAUGAGCAGCAAACGGACCAUCACGAAGAGGAACAAGAGAAUGAAGACGAUAUAAAUACCUCGAUUUUACAUCCACCUCAAUCUAACCAGAGCUUUACUACUCCACUGAAGUCGUUGCCACCUUUGAAAGAUAUCGAGCCAAUAACUACUCCUAAGGCUUUCAGUGUUGCAAAGGAUAGUGAUAUUAAUGCCCCAAAUGUAUCUAGUUCACCUCUUAUCACCCAUAAGAAUACAAAUAUGGAUUUGGAACGAGAUGAGGAUUAUCCAAAUGUCAACAACACUGUACAUCAGGAGAAUGGCAAUGAGGAUACAGAGAAAUCUGUUGUUCGUGCAUUUUUAGGUGUUAAUCAACAAGACUUGAAUUCGUUCAGUGUAGAAGUCAUCAGUAAAUUACACAAGAAAUCCAUUGAAUUUCAAGAAUUGAAGUCGGAUAAUGAAUUUUUAAAGAUAAAUCAAGAACAAGCCAUACUGAUACAAAAUAAGAAGUCUAAGUUGGUGAGUCUGAAAUUAGAUAAGCUUGAUAAGCAGAAUGCAAUAUUGAAACAGGAAAGAGAUACAUUGUCUAAUGAAAAAGAAAUCCAAAUUAAGACCAUCAAUGAAUUAAGAGAUGAAAAUACUGCAAUAAGGAAUAAAUUAUCCGAAAUCGAGCUUCAGUCUAAAAAGUAUGAUUCAAACUAUUCUGAUCAGAUUGGGGAAAGAGACCAAGAAAUCUUAAAGCUAAAUGAUUCGUUGAACAAAUUAACCAAAACAAAUAUAGAACAAAAUCAAAAGAUAAAUGAAGUGAUUAAGGAGCUUAAUGAUACUAGAAACGAAAAAUUCUCAUUAAAACUAGAAACCAGUAAGCUUUCUAAUGAAAUUUCAUAUGUUAAGAAUCAAAGAAAGUGGUAUGAAGAGGAAUUGAAAUCUGUUCAACAAAGAUUCACCGAUUUAAUAAAAAAACAUGAAACAGAAUUUUUAAUGAGAUCUAACAAGUUAUCUAGUUUAACAACUAAGAAUGAAACGUUAGAACGAUUAAAUAAAUCACAAGCAGACCAUAUUAAUGCGUUACAGAAUGAUUUGGAAAAAGAAAUAUCGAAGGCUUCAUCUUUAGAGUCCAAGCUUGAAAUUGAGAAAAUCAAGAUAAGCAAAGAAUUGAAGAACAAAGAAGAAUUAUUAGAACUAACCCAAGUUCAAUCAUCUCAAAGAAAUGAAAGGAUAGGUCAACUCGAAUCAUACAUUGAUGAAAUCAAGAAUAAGUUAGGAGAAUCUAUUAACGCGUUGGAAACCGAUUUAUUUAAGAAGAAUGAAGCUAUCGUUGUUUUAGAAGAGAAACUAAGAAGAACUGAAGACGUUUUGGAUAAAGAAUUGCAUAAGGAAACUGAAUUGCCAAAAUUAUCUGUAUCUGCAGAAAUGAUUUCAUCUACAAAAACGGAUGGCAUAUCUUUGUCGUCGUUAUACUCCGAAUAUAAUCAUUUAAAGAAGCAAUUGGUGUUAGAAAGAUCUCAAAAAGAAAGAUUAGCAAACCAAUUGGAGUCUUUUGUAACAGAAUUAGAAUCAAAGAAACCUAUAAUUGCGAACUAUUCUGAUCAAAUCAAAUUUUAUGAGAACUCCCUCCAGGAAAUGAUCGGUAAAGUCGAGUCAAUAAGGUUAGAAAAAUUAGAAGGCGAGAAGGAGUAUAAUAAGUUGAAAUCAAGACUUGCCGAAUACAAUAAUGACUUGGUCUCAAUGAAAAAAUUAUGCAAGGACUUGGGAAAACAAUUGUGUUAUUACCUUAUACACUCAAAGAUCAGGGAUAGUAACGAAGAUCCACUUACCUUAGCGGAAAGAAAAGCUAUUGAAAAUAUUUUAGAAAGAAGUGGUAAUAAUGAUGGUUUGAAAGAGAGUGAUACUGACCAAUUAAUUUCUGAUAGACUAGUCGGUUUCGCAAACAUAAUAGAACUUCAACAAAAAAAUGAAGGUCUUCUUACAGUAGUUAGGCAAUUAGGCAAGAAAUUAGAAAGUAAAGAUGAUGAUUUCAACGGCGGUUUGGAAUCGGCUGCAAUUGAUGAAGCGAAAGAAGCAAUUUUAACCUUAGAGAAUGAACUUGAUAGCGUCCACAUUAAAUUAGAAGCAGUAUCUAAAGAAAGAGAUGUUUUCAAAUCAAUGGUUGACUCUACUACUAAUAAUGGGCCUAGAGGUGAAUUUAAGUAUUUGGCUGACGCGAAUAAUGACCUCAAAGCUAAGCUACACGAAACCGAGAAGAUAUUGAAAGAUUUGCAAUUGCAGUCAAGUACUGCACUCAAGGAGUUUAAUGAUAAGCUAAGAGAGACAACUAAUAGCAAGAAUGAAUUGAUUUUAAGUUUGUCAUCUAUGAAACAUUCAGCCGACUUAGCAGAGGCUAGGUUUUCGAAUUCUCAGAAAUCCUUAGCAAAUGCCCGUGAGGAAAUCGAUCAAUAUAAAAAGGACAUUCAAUUCUGGAAGAAUCAAGCAUCAAAGCAAGAGACCUUGCUUGUUAAUAAAUCUAAUGAAUUAAAAGAUGUUGAGAAUAAGCUAAAUGAAGAACGUUUGGUUAUAAAUAACUUGAAUACCCAGAAAGAAAUGUGGCACCUGUAUCAAAAAACAAUGAAUGACGAUAUAGUGCAACUUAGAUCUGACAAAUCCCAUCUCAAUGAAUUUGUUGUAAAUUUACAAUCAUUAUUAAAAGAAAGAGAGACAUCGAGUAAAGAAUUAUCUAACAGACUUGCACAAUCUAUUGAAAAUUAUCAAACUUUACAGGACAAACUUUCUGAAAAAGAAGAAAGAAUAUCAAUUUUAACCAAUCAAUCACAGUUAGCAUUGAGAGCCCAAAAUUCCAAGUUAGAACAAAUUAAUGAGCUUAACCAAGCAUUACUGGAUUACAAGAAUAAAAUAGCCGAAAAGAAUUCAUUGAUUGAAAAUUUGACUCGAAAAGCCGAAGAAUUAGAGGACUCACAUUCCUCAACAAAUACCCUACAGGGAUUUAAGAACCCAUCUAUACAUAGUGAUCAUCCUAACCAAUUAAGCGAGAACUAUGAAAAGGAAUUAGAAAGAACUAGGAAUGAUUUACGUAUCGCCGAGAGUCAAGUUUCUGAAUUUUCAGACUUGGCUAAAGCUGCUGAACUUGCAUUAACUAACUCGACUAAUACAUUCGAAAACUAUAAGACUGAGUGUGAAAGUAAGCUUGAUAGCCUAUUGAAAGAAAAGGAAUUGUUGAAGUCUGAACUUGAUAACUACUCCCGCUUACUCAAUCAAUCUAAGCAAGAAACAAUUGAUAUUGAGAAAAAAUAUCGUACUGAAGCUGAAGAGUUCAAGUUGAAGAUUGAAGAAUCAAUAAUGAAAGCUAAUGCAUAUGAUGAUUUAAAAAAGGACUACGAACUUAAAAUUCAAUCUGUAACUAGAGAUAUGGAAAGUCAGUCGAAGAUUUCUAGCGAAAAUCAAAAGAAAUAUCGCGAUGAAUUACAGAGGAACAGUGAAUUAACAAACGAAGUAGAUAUUUUGAAGAACAAAUGUGAUAAUCUUGAAACCAACGUAAGCCAAUUGACAACCAAAUUGAACUCAACACAGAUUCUUUUGGAUAAGAAAAAUGAAUCAAUAGAAGAAGAAAAGCAAAGUUUUCAUGAUGAGCUAGUUUCUUCUAGGCUCAAAGUGAAGGAUUUACAGGAUCAAAAUAAUGUCUUAUUAAAUCAGUUGGAGUUAUCCAAGUUGGCGGGUACCUCAGAUGUAUCUGAAACAUCCUCUAAUGAUGAUUUGAGGGAAGUAGUAUCAUAUUUGCGCCGUGAGAAGGAUUCUGCAGAGGCAAAAUUGGUUUCUUAUACUGAAGAUCACCAAAGACUAGAACAACACUUAAAGCAAGUAACUUCAGAAUUAGAAGCCACGAAAUCUGAGUUAUCCAGAUUACGGUCAAAUAUCAAUGUAACUGAUGGUAAUAAUAAAGAACAUAAUCGCUUGUUAGACCAAUUACAGCAGUUGAAUAUUUUGCGAGAAAGUAAUACUACCUUACGUAAUGAGAAUGCAGUUAAUAUUCAACGUAUUUCAGACUUGGAAAAUGAGUUACAAUCUGUGGCGUUAAAGUUAGAACCAUUGGAGAAGAAGAUAUCUGAGUUAUCGAUGCAAAAUGAAGUUAAAGAGCAAACGAUAAGGUUAAUCAAGGAAGAAAAUGAAAAGAAUAGAUCACAUCUUGAAUCUAACGCUGGUCGUGAUGUCGCAGAAUCAGAGGUAGAAGAUAUCAAAGCUAUGAAACAAAGAUUUACAAAUCUCAAAAAUGAAUUUCAGAAUAAGCUUCUGGCCCAUAGAAGUAAAACUAAAGAAUUGGAAAAAACAGUUGAGUCAUUAAAGGUUGAAUUAGCAAAUUCCAGAUCUGAUAUGGAAAGAAAUAAUGAAGCUAUGCAGAAUGAAAAAAUUAGUGAUACUUCUAAUGAAAUAGCUAGUGUGCACGAAAGUUACAGUCUACUAAAGAAGGAAUCUGAAGAUAGAAUUAAAUCUUUAGUGAAGGAGAAAGAAUCGCUCGAAAGUACAUUGCAAAGUUUGAAACUGAAGAUUGAUAAUUUAGAAUCAGGAAAUUCGAAUAAAAAGUUCGAAGAACAAUUGCAUAAUUUGAAAGCUCAAUUUGAAAAUGAAAAGGUUGAAUUAAGAAAGAAAAUUGAAGAUGAAUUUGACCAAAGAUUGAAGGAAGAAUUAGCUAAGGUUAAUAAAAUCGUUCUUGAUAACCAGAAGAAUGAAAAGGAAGAUGAAACAAGAAUUAAAUUGGAGUCGGAAUUUGAAGAAAAGAAUGCUGAAUUAGAAAAGAAAUUCCAAGAAAGACAGUCUCAGUUAGAACAUGAGUUAAGAGAAAGAUUCGAACGAAAUUUGAAAGAAAAAGUGGACGAGGAAGUUUCAAGAAAAAUGACAUCUGGCGAAACAAAUGGAGAUACAAAUCAUGUACGGGAUGAAUUAUUAAAACAACAUGAAGUAGAAAUCUCUAAGUUAAAACAAGACUUCGAUGCCCAAUUAAACCAAGCUAAGGAAGAUGUUAAGAACGUAACAGAAAAAAAGUUUGAGAUCAAAUUAAGAAUGCUAAACAAAAAAUUAGAUAAGUUAGAAGGAAAUCGCUUAAAGGAUCUGUCUGUUCUGCCCUCUAAUAAUACAUCUACUGAUGAAACCAAAAGAUCUUCAGUCUCAUCUCUUCCAGCUACACCAAAUUUGACUCAAGAUUCCGCGCAGUCCCCAACAGGUCAAGAACGACCUAAAUUACCUUUAGGUCAUCAAUUCACAGAAUCCACUUUAACAGUCCAUCGCCCUUCCAUUGACAGAAGUAAUCUGUCGAGUAAAACAGUGAAUACUCAAAAACCUACUGUGGAAAAACUGGGACAAAAGCGUCCUAUGGUAAACAAAAAUCAGACCACAAAUAAGAGGACAAAAGAAUAA